Molecule: messenger RNA, 631 nt
Organism: Pyrgilauda ruficollis (rufous-necked snowfinch)
Lineage: Eukaryota; Metazoa; Chordata; Aves; Passeriformes; Passeridae
Product: intercellular adhesion molecule 5-like
Exons: 1
Biological process (GO): cell adhesion
Molecular function (GO): integrin binding
Source: RefSeq, a predicted model, not a curated record
CCCCCGUUUCCAGACCAGCCGAGCCUCGGCGAGCGCGGCUGCCCCGAGCGGCGGCGGUGGCUGGAGGGGACCCCGGCCGAGCUGGGCUGCGCCGCCACCGGGAACCCCCCGCCCCGCGUCACCUGCGCCAAGCUGGGCGACCCCGCCAACGCCACCGAGCCGGGCGACGGCCAGGAGCCGCCGCGGGCCACCCCCAAUGUCACCCGCGCCCACGCGGGCACCUACCAGUGCCGGGCCAGCAACGCACACGGCUCCGCCGUCCGCAACGUCACCGUGGCCGUGGAGUGUGAGUGCGGGGGGCGAUUUUGGGGGGCACCCCGGGGCUCCGGGGCGCCCUCAGCAGCGGCGGUUUUCCCCCCCGGUGCAGACGGCCCCGCCGCUGUCACCCUGCGCGUCCUGCCCUCCGCCAACGUCACCCGCGGCAGCGGCUUCACCGUGGACUGCGGCGCCGAGGGGGUCCCGGCGCCCACCUACAGCUGGGCGCUGCCCCCCGCCCCCAACGCGCGCCUGGCCGCCGACAACCGCUCGGUGACGGUCACCGGGGCCACCACGGCCAACCGGGGCCUCUACACCUGCACGGCGAGCAACCGGCACGGCCGGCGCGCCGCCAGCGUGGCCGUGCGGGUGGACG